AUGACCAGACAACGUUCGUUCGUUCGUUCGUUCGUCGUUCGUUUCGUUCGUCGUUCGUUCUAUUCUGACCAUAGCCAUAUUCUUAAUCUUGCUGUAUUUAAAAUUGCCUGUAAGGAAAAGUCCCCUGCCUCAAAAGCUGCCCCUGACUCCAGUGAAUUCAUGGAUAUCACCAAAUAUUCAGCACGGGAUGAUGAUGAUGAUGAUGAUUCAUUUCUUACUGGGUCUUUGAAUUGGAAGAGUGAAAUUCUACAUGAAAGGAUGAAAGUCUAUGCUAAGUCUGUGUUGCUGUCACAUUGGCUCUUUCUGGCCUACGUGUUAAUGGUGUGCUGUAAGCUGAUGUCCGCUUCGAGUCAGCAUCUCCGGGGACACACAGGUCAACACCAAAUCAAAGAAGGGACCUGUGAAGUGGUUGCUGUGCACAGAUGCUGUAACAAGAACCGCAUAGAGGAACGAUCACAAACAGUUAAGUGUUCUUGCUUCCCAGGACAGGUUGCUGGUACUACUCGGGCUCAGCCUUCUUGUGUUGAAGCUUCCAUCGUGAUUCAAAAGUGGUGGUGUCAGAUGAAUCCUUGCUUGGAAGGAGAGGAUUGUAAAGUGUUGCCAGAUUACACAGGUUGGUCCUGUAGCAGUGGCAAUAAAGUCAAAACUACAAAGGCAAGUAUAGACAAAGCAGAGUGA
Molecule: messenger RNA, 678 nt
Organism: Suncus etruscus (white-toothed pygmy shrew)
Lineage: Eukaryota; Metazoa; Chordata; Mammalia; Eulipotyphla; Soricidae
Gene: TAFA4
Product: TAFA chemokine like family member 4
Exons: 7
Coding region: 1-678 (225 amino acids)
Biological process (GO): phagocytosis; macrophage chemotaxis
Molecular function (GO): receptor ligand activity
Source: RefSeq, a predicted model, not a curated record